Messenger RNA from Bradysia coprophila, 1064 nucleotides. Its product is annotated as phenazine biosynthesis-like domain-containing protein. Gene Ontology annotation, cellular component: cytoplasm. Gene Ontology annotation, molecular function: isomerase activity. NCBI's taxonomy places the organism in Eukaryota, Metazoa, Arthropoda, Insecta, Diptera, Sciaridae. The record is from RefSeq and is a predicted model, not a curated record. Gene Ontology annotation, biological process: biosynthetic process.
AUCUCAUGCAGAAUAAAAUCCGGUUGCAGUUUUGACUUGAUCACCAUUCGGCGCUGAUCUCCUCGCGAAAAUGUCCAUACCAUUUGCAAUUGUCGAUGCAUUUUGUCUCCCUGGCCAAGACUUUUCUGGUAAUCCUGCAGCAGUCUGUUUGUUAACACACGACGAUGAUAUUACUGAUGAAACUAAGGCAAGAAUUGGUGCCGAAUUCAAUUUAAGUGAAACAUCGUUUGUCUCAACAUCCUGGAACAAAUCCAUAGCGCAACGCAGUGACAAAGAUUUUACACUGCGCUGGUUUACACCAGAGGGUGAAAUUGCUUUAUGUGGUCAUGCCACCCUUGCCUCAGCGAAGUUUUUGUUCAGUAAAAUGAAGAAUGACUGUAACGACAAGGAAACCACGAUCUAUUUCGAGACAAAAUUUAAAGGUUCGCUAUGUGCAACCAUGCAUUGGGAUAGUGGUCGUAUAAGUAUCAAUCUCCCAUUAACACCUGUAAAAGAAAUGACUGGUAAUGACCUGGAAUUCGUAAAAUAUCUGGUGGAACCAUUCGAUGUUUCCAUUGUGCACAGUGCUUACUACGUUCCAUCAACAAAAUAUCUUUUCAUAAGACUUAAUGACAGAUGUGGUGAGAAAGGAUUGAUUGACAUAAAACCCAACUACCAUCGGUUAUGUGAUGUUAAAGGUGAAAAUCCUGUAAUUGGAGCAAUAGUAUCAGUGAAAGGAUCUGGCGACAUACAUUUCUACUCACGCUUCUUCGCCCCAUGGCUAGGUGUAAACGAGGACCCGGUAUGUGGAUCGGCACAUUGUGCCCUUAUGUCUUAUUGGCCUACUGAAUUGAAGUCAAAUAAAUUAUUGGCAAAGCAAUGUUCGAAACGUGGUGGUCGUCUUCAUUGUUCGAUAAGAGAAGGUAGUCCCGAUCGAGUCUAUCUGGAAGGUAACACAAAAGUCUUUAGUCAUGGUGAAUUGCUGUUGUAGAUUAAAAACUGAAAGAGUACAUUUGAUUAUUCCAAUAUAAUAACGUAAUGAUUCUGAACGUUAAAUCAAUAAACGAAUUGUGUUAUUAACUGGA